AUGUGGAAAAAGUCAAGGGGGACGGACCGCCCUCGGAAAUACUGCAGUUCCAAGUCUCGGUAUGGAGUACGUUGUAUCCCUCCUCGGUUCUCCAUCCCACCUACCAACCAUGAGGUGAUGCCUGGGAGCAGUGUCAAUCUGAUUUGUGUUGCUAAGGGAACGCCCGUGCCCUAUGUCAAGUGGUUAAAGGGAGAAAUUGAACUCACCAAGGAGGAUGAGAUGCCCAUUGGUUGGAAUAUUCUGAAGUUGACAAUCGUCAAAGAGUCAGCCAACUACACCUGCGUGGCCAUGUCAUCACUGGGCAUGAUCAAGGCUACCGCUCAGGUCUCCGUCAAAGCCCUCCCCAAGCCCCCCACCAACCUCUCUCAUAGCUUCCAAGAGGUGGACGGAGUAGCUACCACCAGUUACAGCAUCGGCGGGCUCAGCCCCUACUCAGAGUAUGAGUUCCGUGUGAUGGCGGUGAACAACAUUGGGCGGGGGCCACCCUCCUGA
Molecule: messenger RNA, 492 nt
Organism: Coregonus clupeaformis (lake whitefish)
Lineage: Eukaryota; Metazoa; Chordata; Actinopteri; Salmoniformes; Salmonidae
Product: receptor-type tyrosine-protein phosphatase F-like
Exons: 7
Coding region: 1-492 (163 amino acids)
Biological process (GO): cell-cell adhesion; brain development
Molecular function (GO): cell-cell adhesion mediator activity
Source: RefSeq, a predicted model, not a curated record